AUGGCUGCGCCCCCUCUUCCCUCUCCCUACGACUCACUCACCUCUCCCCGCGGUCUCCCAUUCCCCCCCUUUUGCCCAGCUCCUGCUCUCCGCGCGUCUCUCCUGAGUGUUCCCACUGACCCUCCUCCCUUCCUGCCCGUUCCCAUCGCCGUGCCGACGAGUAGUGACUCUGCUCCCAUUCCCUCAGGCCGGCUUCACGCGGCUGACGACUCGCUGGUUGUGGCGACCACUCCUCCCUUUCCUCGCCCUGCUGUCGUAUGCCAUGCGGCGAGCGGCCUGCUUCCUCCCGCCUACCCCCUCGCCAACGGCGCCGGUCGGGCGACCGCGACUCUCCUCUGGGCCCUUCCCCCCACCGCUGCUGCGUGUGCGGUGAGCAUGAUCCUCCCUUCCGGCGCCCCUCCCAGUGCCGCUGCGUCUCUGGCGAGCGAUGCUCCCCGCCACGGCUUCCUCCAUGUGCCUGGGGUCGAGCCUCCGGACUUCCUGCUGCAGCGCAUCGCGGGCGUACUGCCAUUCCAGACGGUUGGGGUCCGUGGCACGUGA
This is a messenger RNA of Closterium sp. Naga37s-1, 540 nucleotides long. Lineage: Eukaryota; Viridiplantae; Streptophyta; Zygnematophyceae; Desmidiales; Closteriaceae. The record is from the annotation of a GenBank genome assembly.